Xenopus laevis (African clawed frog) is the source of this 4347-nucleotide messenger RNA. RefSeq names its product oocyte zinc finger protein XlCOF6-like. The transcript has 3 exons. The coding region runs from base 1274 to 3406 and encodes 710 amino acids. Lineage: Eukaryota; Metazoa; Chordata; Amphibia; Anura; Pipidae. The record is from RefSeq and is a predicted model, not a curated record.
GCCAGCAUUACCUGUGUGCCAGUGAACUUUUUUGUCUUGCUCCUCUCACCAACCUAUAUAAAGGUCGGUGAAGGAGGGGGCAAAUGUCUCCCCAUUUUGGCCCCACAUCUCUGCAGAUAGAAAAUUUAGAAUCCAAAACAAAAUAAUUAUGCUCCAAAAAAUACUCAGUUGCUGACAACAUAAAAACCUUUCAGUUUCCUUGAAUAUUUCUCCAAGUUACAAUUUAUUGCUUCCAAGUCUUAUGUGUGAUUGAUGACUAUGUAUACAUCCAGUAUGGCCCACUCAUAUCUGUCCUGACAUUUUUAAGUUUCAAGAGAACGUGCUUUUUUUGUUAUAUAUCUUAUAUCUUAAUCUUAAUACCAAUGGUUGUAAAUGUGCAUCUACCCACUCUGAAAUGUGCUCAUUGAGUUGAGUGAACCAAUGUCAGAGACAAUUGGUCGCCCAAUCGGUGGUCGCUGCUCCUUGUGCACCUUUGGCAAGUGAUAAACUAUUGAAAUUACUGGAUGUUUAGUUAGAAGAAAUUAUCUCUCUCGAUUACUAAUUAAACCUUUUUCCAAAGCUAUAUCUAUAAUUGUUGUCAAUUCUUUAAGGUCCCUUGUGGGACCUGACUUUCAAAUUCUAUAUGUAGGUAUCCCCUACUAGUCCUCUACUAGGGCCUCUUCCCUAUAUUUCUUAGAGUCCACUACUACUACCUUACCACUUGUAUUUGCAUUCUUGGUUAUUGUUGACUUGUCUUCAAUUCCUGGUGUCAUCAUAAAGUUGCGAGAGAUCUUCUUCAACCUUCUGUUUAUUCAUAUCCACCAGGGGACCUCGAAUGUGAUGCUAUGGUUCUUGAAUCUAGAUGUAUCCACAUUCUGAUGACUUUCUAUGCGGAGGAAAUCACAUACAAAAGUGACUUCCUCGACUACACAUUUCUUAUGGGCUGCCUCAAUAAUGCCUUAUCUCAGGGCUGCAACAGGUGGAACUUCAGACCAGAAAAGCAAGAAAGAAGUCCCACAGGUUGUUGCUUUGGGAUAACAGUCAUCAAAAUCUACUGAUUAAGUCAACGAAGGCCUCAAGGGAACAUUAAAGUACAACACAGAAGAAUGUGUAAAUCUGGCUCAGUAUAAAGCCAGGCUGAGUGUGAGCCAAGUGCAUGGAAUGAGAAUCACUGACUGAGUUCCCAAGCUUUAUGGUCUGUUGGAUGUGGGAAAGCCUUCUGUGACUGGUCAUCUUCUCACCCACCUCUGUACUUGUACUGGAAACAAUAGACUUUGCCUUCAAAGACAAGAGGAUGGAAACACAGGAGAAACAUUUGGCCAGUGAUCCUCUCAGAACCACUGACUAUGGGAAAACAUGUGAGAGCAGCCUUCAAAAUCUCUUUGGAAUUUACACAGGAGAGAAACCAUUCACGUGUAAAGAAUGUGGCAAAGGCUUUACUCAGAAGCGUAACCUUGCAUCUCAUAUGACAAUACACACUGGGGAGAAACCAUUUUCUUGUACAGAAUGUGGGAAAGGUUUUACUCAGAAGCAUAACCUUGCAUCUCAUCUGACAAUACACACAGGGGAGAAACCAUUCCCUUGUACAGAAUGUGGGAAAGGCUUUACUCAGAAGAGCAAUCUUGUAUCUCAUAUGAAAAUACACACAGGGGAGAAACCUUUCACUUGUACAGAGUGUGGGAAAGAAUUUGCUCACAAGCACAGACUUUUAGGUCACCUGAAAAUACACACAGGGGAGAAACCAUUUUCUUGUACAGAAUGUGGGAAGCACUUUGCACACAAAUAUCACCUUGUAUCUCAUAUGAAAAUACACACCAGAGAGAAACCAUUCACUUGUACAGAAUGUGGGGAGCACUUUGCAAACAAGGUUAGCCUCUUAGGUCACCUGAAAAUGCACAAAGGGGAGAAACCAUUCACUUGUACAGAAUGUGGCAACAGCUUUACUCAAGUGAGUAGCCUUGUAUCUCACAUGAAAAUACACACAGGAGUGAGAGCUUUCACUUGUACAGAAUGUGGCAAAUGCUUUACUGACAAGUAUCACCUUGUAUCUCAUAUGAAAAUACACACAGGGGAGAAACCAUUCUCUUGUACAGAAUGUGGCAACAGCUUUACUCAAAAGAGUCACCUUGUAUCUCAUAUGAAAAUACACACAGGGGAGAAACCUUACACUUGUACAGAAUGUGGAAAACACUUUGCACAAAAGUGUCACCUUGUAUCUCAUAUGAAAAUACACACAGGGGAGAAACCAUUCACUUGUACAGAAUGUGGUAAAGACUUUACCCAAAAGCAUAAUCUUGUAUCUCAUAUGAAAAUACACACAGGGGAGAAACCAUUCUCUUGUACAGAAUGUGGGAAUCACUUUGCACACAAGAUUAGCCUCGUUAAUCACCUCAAAUUACACACAGGGGAGAAACCAUUCAUUUGCACAGAAUGUGGCAAAAGCUUUUCUAGAAAGAGUAACCUUGAAUCUCAUUUGAAAACACACACAGGAGAGAGGCCAUUCAUUUGUAUAAAAUGUGGCAAAGGUUUUACUACAACAAGUUGCCUUGUAUCUCAUAUGAUAAUACAUGCAGGAGAGAAACCAUUUGUUUGUACAGAAUGUGGCAAAGGCUUUACUCAGAAGCGUAACCUUGCAUUUCAUCUGACGAUACACACAGGGGAGAAACCAUUCUCUUGUACAGAAUGUGGGAAAGGCUUUACUCAGAAGAGCAAUCUUGUAUCUCAUAUGAAAAUACACACAGGGGAGAAACCUUUCACUUGUACAGAAUGUGGGAAAGAAUUUGCACACAAGCACAGACUUUUAGAUCACUUGAAAAUGCACACAGGGGAGAAACCAUUUUCUUGUACAGAAUGUGGGAAGCACUUUGCACACAAGUAUCACCUUGUAUCUCAUAUGAAAAUACACACCAGAGAGAAACCAUUCACUUGUACAGAAUGUGGUAAAGACUUUACUCAAAAGAAUAAUCUUGUAACUCAUAUGAAAAUACACACAGGGGAGAAACCAUUCUCUUGUACAGAAUGUGGGAAUCACUUUGCACACAAGAUUAGCCUCGUUCAUCACCUCAAAUUACACACAGGGGAGAAACCAUUAAUUUGCACAGAAUGUGGCAAAAGCUUUUCUAGAAAGAGUAACCUUGAAUCUCAUUUGAAAAUACACACAGGAGAGAGGCCAUUCGUUUGUACAAAAUGUGGCAAAGGCUUUACUAAAACAAGUUGCCUUGUAUCUCAUAUGAUCAUACACACAGGAGAGAAACCAUUCAUCUGUACAGAAUGUGGAAGAGGUUUUACUCAGAUGGGUAGCCUUGUAUCUCAUAUGAAAAUACACACUGGGGAGAAACCAUUUACUUGUACAGAAUGUGGCAGAAGCUUUUAUAGAAAGAGUCACCUUGAAUCUCAUAUGAAAACACACAAGUGGAGGAACCUUUAACUUCACAUAUGACAAAGACUUUAUUAAAAUGCUAAACCUUGUAUCUCAUAUGAAGAGAAACCAUUCACUUGGAAAGAAUGUAGCAAAAGAUGUAUGCAAACUUCUAUCUUGUAUGAAAUGCACUCGGGGAGAAACCUUCAAAAUGAUUACAUGAGAAUUAAACUUUUUGUUUGUACAGAAUGUGAGAAAUGUUUCUUUUUGCAGAAAGUACUUUGCGCCCACCAAAAUAUUCACUGCUGGUCAGUGCGAACCCGACCCACGGUGCACUUUAUAUUAUGAAGACGUUUCACUAGUCAUUCAACGGUUUUCCGAAUUUUUGAAUUGAGAAAGCAAGUGGGAUGACUAGUGAAAGUCUUCAAGGAAAAAGAAAAUACAGUGAGUCCAGUUGAUUGACUGUAGAUUAAUCGUUGGGAAAUUCCUCCUCAGUAGAACAGUUUCUCCUCAACCUGCAGAAAAGUUCCCACCUAUUCGAUUCCUUGGAUGGCAAGAGCAGGCAUGUAUUAAUGUAUUACCACUACAUGGCUUGUGAUAAAUAGUAGAAUAGAUUGUGAUUUCUCUAGCGAUUAACUUCACAUCAAAAAACUUCUGUAUUUGUAAAUAUACAAGUUAUACAGUCAAAUAAAUAUUUAUUGUUCUAACAAAGUCCCUGAACUCUUUCCUAAUCCCCUGCCAAAUAAAUAAUAGAUCAUCGAUAAAACAAACAUAGAAUUUCAAAUGAAUUUUUAAAUCUGCAGAGAUGUGGGGCUCCUCUCAUGCCGCACUAGAUACAUUUAAAGCAAGGGUUUUACCCUGUCAGCAUUACCUGUGUGCCUUAUGAUAAAUAGAAGAAUGGGUUGUGUUUCCUCCUCCUCCUUCUUCUCCUUGACUAACUUCAAAUCGAAAAACUUCUGUAUAUGUAACUUGCAAGUUAUAUAUUCAAAAUAAAAUAUUGAUUGUUCUAA